Amoebophrya sp. A120 is the source of this 13042-nucleotide messenger RNA. Lineage: Eukaryota; Dinophyceae; Syndiniales; Amoebophryaceae. The record is from the annotation of a GenBank genome assembly.
AGGAUCGAGACGAAUGAUUUUAUGGUCACUUCGACUUCAUCUUUCAAGGACAACAUCCGGAUUAAUUUUAACAAGAAGAUGUCUUAAACAUAAACCGAGUGGUCUUCACGACCUAUGCGUAAGAUGGAGGUAUUACAGUGAAAAGUGCCCCCCACCCCUGAAAUUGCAAAUAUUUGUGAUGCGCAGUUUCCAAAUGAAAUGCAUGAAAGGAGUAUGAAUCUUUCUGAUGCAGAGUCUAGGCAAGGAUCGCAUCGCUUGCAUGACAGGCGCCGCUCUGGCUGGGGUCUUUUGCAAUACAAACUUUUGCCAUUCACGAUUGGAAACCUGUGAUGCUGGUAGAUGCAAGAGGGCGAAUGUUUCAUUUGGAAAGGUUUGCAAUACAAAUUCUCCCAAGUUCGGGGGUGGGGGCAUUUUUCACUUUGAUAGGAGGAGCUUCUUCUUAAACACGAUGGCGACCCGCCUGAUCAUGUUCAUCAUGACCAGGCACGGCCCUGUCGCUAUCAAAUGCAAAAGUGUCUGGGUCUGGAAGGUUGGAGCUUGUGAUGCUAACUCUGGACUCCAAAAAAAAACUGCAUUGCGUGAUCAGCAAGAGGAGUCUGGUUUGUGCUACGCGGGGAGGGCAUUUGUCAUGCGGAUUAGGCAUCCGGAAGCCCUCUAAAAGUCUGUGAUGCUAGGUCAUGCAUUACAGACAUGCUGGGUCAUGCAAAAUCUGCAUGCCAAACCCGGCAACAUUCCAGACCCAGACAUUUUUGCAUUUUACAGUCGCAGGAGUACGACAGCUGCGACAUCACCCAAUAAAUUACCCUGCGCUACUUCAAGUCCUCGUACUAGCGGUUCAUCUUGCACAGUUACGGGGGCUCUUCUCGUGCUGCUUGUCCUCUCCAACACCUUUUUGUCCAAACUCUGCUUCGCGGUAGUGGUCGGGAACGAUGAGAAAGAGGAUUUUCUUGACACGGAUGAUUUUCGCCACAUCGACGUGGGAGGUGAACGAGGGAGUCGUGAUAGUAAAAAUGCGAGAAAUGAAAAAAUACGGUAUGCCAGUAUCCACGGCGCUCGGCCUGUACAACAACCAGAUGUAGUCAGCACAUCAACACAUCGAGCGCAGCAGCUGCUUCCUCCAAGCUCGGGUGAUAGAAGUAGAAGCGGGUCGUCUUUGGUGCAGAAGACGAGCGUAGAGACGAGGGGUAAAAAACGUUGGAUUCCAAAUCCGUUUGAACACAUUCAUGUACCCGAUCUGCUGUCGCAUUUGGACCCGUUCCAGCCGGACGACCAGACCGAAGAGGGGAAGAAGAUGGCCGCGGAAGCUUUUUCCGGAAUUGCUAUGAAGGAGAAGCUUUCCGAAGAUCCGCUGGACCCCGAUGGGCUGCACUCAGCCUGGGACACCUUUUACGAUUCUUUUCUUUCUGCACUAUCAAAUGCAAAAAUGUCUGGGUCAGGAAGAAUGCAGACUUGUCAUGCAUAUUUUGUAUGAUGAUUGAUGCCUCUAAUGCAUGAUCUAGCAACACAGAUUUUUAGAGGGCUUCCUAUUGCCACCUAUUCCGCAUGAGAAAUGCCCUCUCCGCGUAACACAAACUGGAGUCCUGUUGGUGUUGCUGGUCAACAUGCAAUACAGAUUUUUUUGGAAUCCAAAGAUAGCAUUACAAGUUGCAAUCUUCCAGACCCAGACAUAUUUGCAAUCCAUAUGCGCAGCACGAAAACAACGAAGGAGUAGAGGGAGUCGAGUGGGUAUCAAAGAAAAAAAGUUCGUCACGAUCACUCAUGCGCAUUUUUGCAAUACAAAAUUGUUUGUCAUGCGUAAAAAUGCAUCACAGCCAAACUUCAUUAGGUAUUUCCCUAGUGUUUCUGCAAUACAAGGAAAGUUUGUGAUGCUGAGAAAAUUUGUAAUGCAAAGCCUGCAAGUUAGUGACUGUGACAAACUUUUUUCUCUCCAUAGUGGGAUGCCGAUGGCGACUACCCCGUUGCGAUCUUUGAUACGAUAUCAACUGCAAGAAAUAUGUCUGGGUCUGGAAGAUUGCAAGAUUUGUCAUUCUAGUCUGGCAUGACUCUGCACAACUCUGUAUUGCGUUGCCACCAAGAUGAGGUCCUCUUGCCUGUCAUGCAAAAGCGCAGUUUCUUCUGCGAAACACGCAUCACAGAAGCAUGAGAAAACUUGUCAUGCUUGUCGGCACUCAUUACAGAGCACUUAUUGUUCACGGAGGGACUUGCAUCACGAGUUUGCAGACCCAGAAAGAUUUGCAGUUGAUAUCCGAACGGCGACGGUGCGGUGAGCAAAGCUGACUUUGACGCGGUGGACACAAACCACGACGGUCGGGUCGACGAUACGGAAGCGUCAGGAUCGAAAUCGUCAGAGUUGAAAUAGUUUGUGAUGCAUAAAAUGCAACACAAAAGUUGCCUCUAUCGCAGAGGACGCAAGGGAUGCAGAUUGUAAGCCUGUUCAGGGGUAGAAAUUGAGCUGCCAAAGUAGCAUGACAAAAGCCGUCUUCCUUACCCAAACAGCAUUACAAGCUGGAUUUCAGUUCCACCCAAAUUUGUCAUGCGCCGCUUGAAAACUAGGCGCCAACUGGUAUCCGUUUCAUGCAUCACAAAUUAUUUCAACUUUGUCAAUUUCGAUUCUGACACUUCCAUAGACGAAGGCGAGUUCCUACAACAGCAGAAGAUCAUGGAGAACCGGUUUGAAGCGGUAUCAAGUCGUGCAUUAUGUCUGGGUCUGGAAGAAUGUACGUUUGUCAUGCCUGUCCGGCAUGACUCUUAAAUCUGUCAUGCAUGUUACCCAAGAGGCCCAUUUUUCUGUCAUGCAGAAACGCAGUCUGUCACGCAGAAUAGGCAACACCUAGAAGCUCAAAAACUUGUCAUGCUGGGCCAGCAUUUGUGGCCUCCUCAUGAUACGCCGCCCAGCAUCACAAAUUUCCAGACCCAGACACAUUUGCAUUUGAUAAGCGGUGGACCGAUUCGAGAAUUUCGACGAAGACAAGCAGGAGAUGAUUUUAAGCAGAGUAUCAAAGUGAAAAAUCCCCCCACCCCAUACUCAAAAUAGAAAUUUGUGAAGCAGAUUUUUUGUGGUCACAAAUCAGCUUUGUCAUGCUAGAAGGGAAAAGAUGCGGACUGUAAUGCUGGUUGGCGUGGGAAAGCCUUGCAUCUUCAGCAUUACAGGGGGCAGCUGGAAGUGGGAAACAGCAUGACAAAUCGCCUGUAAACGAGGCCACAGCUGCGUCUCUUGGCCUUCUAACAUUACAAGUCGAUUUGUGUACUCAAAUUUAGCAUCACAAAUUUCGUUUUCGAUAUGGGGAGGGAGGAUUUUUCCUUUUGAUACAGAGACGCCCAAGACGACCAACCCAUCACGGGAAUCCUGGACACCAAUCACGACGGGAAGUUCGACGCGCGCGAUCAAGUUCCGACGGAUCCGGAAGAGCGGAAAGAGUUUCUGAAGCAGAUCGAAAAGCUAGCGCAGCAUCACCAAAACCGACAAGACGCCAUCGACGCGAUUGAGGCUCUGGACAAGGACCACAAUGACAAAGUCGACAAAGACGAGCUGCGGCAGGCCGAGCUGAUGCCCAGCCAAUUCAACGCACUGGGGCUCAAAGACGCCGACGACAUGAUGGCCAAGCUCGACGACAACAACGACGGGGAGUUUGACAAAACGGACGUGGUGGCCAUGAAGAACGAGAAGAUCCUGGAUGCUCUGAACCACGAACAGUCCAUGGACGACAUCCACAAGGCCCUGGCGCAGCAUAUGGCGUUCUCAAACGUUACAUUCUCCGCUGUUACAUGGCUUUGCGAUGCAAGAACCGCAACAGUGAAAGGGGCAAGCUUGCAACUCUCGCAUCACAAAUUCGGCGCAGAUUUAGGUGCUGACUAGCCCUUCGGGGAUUUGUCAUGCGACGUCGUAGCUUGAUCGUCUGGCGGCUCAUGGUGAUUUUGCAUGGCAAAUCAUGUAACAGUUGAGAGUGUAACGCUUGAGAAUCCCAUACAGCAAGGCCCUGCUGGCAUGACAUCCCCCCUGACGGGUCAGCUGGACAUGGACGGGAAUGGGAUAUCAAAUGCAAAUAUGUCUGGGUCUGGAAAAAUGCAAGUUUGUCAUGCUUGUCUCGUAUGCCUCUUAAAUCUGUAAUGCAUGAGCAGGAAGAGGGCCUCUUGCCUGUCAUUCAAAAACCCAGGAGCCUGUCAUGCGAAAAACAGAACACACAACAGCACAAAAGACUUGUCAUGCGUGGCUGCCUAUCGCAGGAGUGCGCCAACCGGUCACAAACUAGCAUCCCAAGUUUCCAGCAUUCCCAGACAUAUAAUUUGCAAUCCAUAUGGGAAGGUGGAUGACAACGAGCUCGCGCUUGCUGACACAGACCACGACCACAUGCUGGACACGAAAGAACUGGAGAAGGCGAGUCUGUACCGAGAUAAUUUGGAUGUGAACCAGGAUGGGAUCAUCGACGAGAAGGACGGCAUCACUGACCACGUGAAAGAGCAAAAUCUGAGAAACGCGGACGCUCGCACCGUCAGCUAUCACGCGUUUCGUGCGUAUGGCUGGCUUAUCAAAUGCAAAAAUGUCUGGGUCUGGAAGGUUGGUAGGUUUGUCAUGCAGGUUUUCCAUGACCCACGCGGUCUGGCAUGCACGGCCUAGCAUGUUGACGGGUUCUGUGAGAUCUCUAUCAUGCCUUUCCUGCAUCAGAAACUGCCUCUAAACUUGUUCAAAUGUGGACCCCUUUUGGUAAUCAUGCAACACAAAUUUUUCCACGAUCCAGAUGUAGCAUGACAAGUUACACUCUUCCAGGCCCAGACAUAUUUGCAAUGCAUAUGGCUCCGGCCGGAAGUCGGUUCCGACCUGUGGCGGGUGCUCGUACCAAAUGCAAAAAUGUCUGGGUCUGGAAGGAUCCAACUUGUGACGCUGUCUUUGGAUUCUAAGCAAAUCUGUGUUGCAUGACCAGUAAGACGAGGCCAGUUUGUGCCACGUGGAAAGGGUAUCUCUCAUGCGGAAUAGGCAUCGCAAAGCCCUCUAAAAUAAAUCUGUGAUGCAGCUAGGCCAUGCAUUACAGGCUUCGUGGCUGAUGCAGAAUAUGCAACACAAACCUGGCAGUCUUCCAGACCCAGAUCGAUAUCUGCAUUCGAUAGCUCGACGAGGACAACGAUAAUGACAUCCAAGAAGACGAGUUCGAAAAAUUUGCGGGCAAGGAUGGCAUAUCAAGUGUAAAAAUGUCUGGGUCUGGAAAGUAGAAGUUGUAAUGCGUGUCAUGCAUUCACGGAAAACCUGUGUUGCAUGAGCAGCAAAACAUCAGAGGCUUUCUUUGUCAUGCAAAAACGCAAUUUGUAAUGCGUGCUAGGCAUCAGCAGGCGUCUCAAAAAUUUGUCAUGCUUGGCUGCCAUUGCAAGCGCUUCAAUCAUGCGUAAUUCAGCAUCACAAGUUUCCAGACCCAGACACUUUUGCACUUGAUAUGGUAUCAUGGACAUGCAUGACUGGAAAGCGGUGCAAGAGCAGGCGGAGGAACUCCACAAGCACGACGUAUCAAAUGUAAAAAUGUCUGGGUCUGGAAGAAUGCAACUUGUCAUGCUGUCUUUGGAAGGUAAAAAAAAUCUGUAUUGUAUGACCAGCAAGAGGACUUCAGUUUGUGCUACGCGGAGCGCGCGUUUCUCAUGCGGAAUACGCAUCAGAAGGCCCCUUAAAAAUCUGUGAUGGUUGCCCUGGCAUUACAGACAUCAUGGGUUAUGCAAAAUAUGCAUGACAAACCUGGCAAUCUUCCAGACCCAGACAUUUUUACACUUGAUACGACGUGGACCAGUACCACGCGGACAUGCGAAAUCACGCGGUUCAAUAUGGAUUGCAAAAAUGUCUGGGUCUGGAAGAAUGCAGGAGUUUGUGUUUGUCAUGCAGAUUUUGCAUGACCCAUGAGGUCUGUGAUGCAUGCCCUAGCAUCAGAGAUUUUCCGAGGGCUUUCUGAUGCUAAUACCGCAUGAGAAAUGCUCUCUCCGCGUAGCACAAAUUACACCUCUUUUGCUGUUCAUGCAAUACAGAUUUUAUGUAGAUUCCAAAAGUAGCAUCACAAGUUGUAUCCUUUCAGACCCUGACCCAGACAUAUUUGCAUUUGAUAUUCAAACGGGGAUCGCAACCGCGGCGCUUUACGGAGCGAGUAAGUUGCACCAGAAGCGUAUUCUGAGUAAAAACGUUCCCACCCCACUGUCAAGAUGGGAAAUCUGCUAGACAAAUCUACAAGCUUAGGGCGUUUCGCAUGACAAGUUCGGCCUCGUACUGUGAUCCUGUUUACCUCGUUCAGAAGCAUCACAGAUCUAGCCUACUAUGCUGAUUGGAGCAUUACAAAUUCCAAAACACGACUAAAAAACGCCGGUCAUGGAGCCCCGCGCGCAUGAGAAACAUUUUGAGCGUGCGUUUCUGCGUGACAACUCUGGGGUGGGGACAUUUUUACUCAGGAUAUAGCGGAAAGCUGGCCAAACGCAGGAGCGGAUUCGCGCAAAGGAAAAACAGGACGCCCACCAACGAGAGGAAGAAGACAAGGUAUAUAAAUGCAUUACAAAUUUCCUCAGCAUGAGAAAGAAAAUUUGUAAUGCUGAUUGAACUUAACAAAAAGAUUUGUAAUGCAUUAACACGAUACAAGGCGCGGGUGCGCAAUUCCGCCAUGGGCAAGCGGGAGGCGUUGCUGGCCGCGCAGAAGGAGAAGAAGGUAGGGGAGGAGAAUCGACUGGAACAUAUGCAUUGCAAAAAUUGCAUCACAAAUAUCGUACAACUAGUGCAAAUUGCAUCACAAAUUUUUUCAAGUUGAAAAGUGAAAUUUCUAAUCAUUAGAAAUUUCACUUUUCAACUUGAAAAAAUUUGUCAUGCAACUUUUAAAUCAGCAUUAAAUGCUGAUUUACCUUAGGAGAGGGAUUUUGUCAUGCAUAUCUGCAAUCAGUACCUACCACGUGUGCGAUGUAGUUUUUGCAAUCUCGAUAGAGCAAGAAAAGCUGCAAAAAUUGAAGGACGAAGCAGCGCAGCGCGCAAAGGAACAGCAAGAAGCAGAGGCAGAAUGGAAGCGACAGCAGGAGCAGGAAGAGAAAGAACGGGCGGAAGCGGAGAAAGCUGCGCAGCAGGAGGCGGACGCAAUUUUGCAACAGAUUCAAACGUAUCCUGUGCAAAAGUAUCGUACUGGUAGUAAUUGCAGUCAUGCAUUACAAAUUUUUUUCCCAAGGUAAAUCCGCAUUACAAAUUUCAUUUCUCAUGCUGAGAAAAUUAAUGCAUUUGUACGAGUGGUGCGAUACUUUUGCAAUUCAUAAAACGGCAGUGGACGAGAACAACAACGCCGGUGCUGGAGGUGCGCCAUCUUCGGCGCCGGGCGGCGAUCAACUAAAACCCGUGCCUGCAGCGGAACAUCAGCUGCAACUACACAACCAACAAGCUGCCCACGGCCCGCAAAGUAAACCCUUCGGACACCCUGCCGCCGCACAACUGCAGCCCGUGCCUGGCUCCGGCGACCCGCUCAACGAGGCUACGAACGCGAGUCCGAGCCACAACGGUAUCAAAUGCAAAAAUGUCUGGGUCUGGGAGGAUGGAACUUGUCAUGCUAAAUCUGAAUCAUGCAAGAAGUCUGUGUUGUGUGAGUACCAACAGCCGUCGUUUUUUACCAAGUUGAAGGGGAAGUUCUCAUGCAGGAUGGGCCUGCUAGAGAUCUCACAGAGUUUGUCAUGCUAGGUGCUGCAUUCCAGGCCUCAUGAGUCAUAGGAAACCUGCAUGACAAACCUGGCAAUCUUCCAGACCCAGACAUUUUUACAGUUGAUAAACGGCCCUGCGCAGCAACAAGCUGCCAUCUCCAACAAAGUGGCGACUCGUGGUGGACUGGACGACACGAACACGGCUCCAGGGGACGAUGUCUCUUACACUUUGCGGGCAGCCAUCGCGAAAGCUGCACUGGCCGAGCAAAAGCGCGCGAAAGACGCCGCAGCGCAACAAGCCUCGGCGCAACAUGUGACGCCGUUCGAACACGCGCACACAGGAGAGGUGAACGCGGCGCAAACUACACCUGCGCAGCUGGGGCAUCAUGAUGAACACUUUCCACAAACGCCACCGAUGGCCGACACACAGCUUUUGCCCCGACACGCCGUUCCGAAAGAUCAGCGGCUCGGUGGCGGAGAUGAAAAAUUGGUAAGCGGUGGCCAGAAGCAAGAAGCGGCCCAGCAGGCGCAGUCGACGCAGCAACAGCAGCAGCUGCAAGCGCUCCACGAACAGUACCCCGGUUACAGCACGACGUACCUGAAAAAGAUGCUGCGGCAGCAAAAGCUGCAAAACCCGUUGGGGCAAGAGGAAAAGUUACAAGCUGCACAGCAACUCCAGCAGCUACAACAGGCAAAAUCUUUUUCAUCUUCCUCGUCUGUGACGCCUACUGAAGCAAAACGACUCCUCGGACUUUCGGCCACUAACGCGGACGAACAACAGGGCGAAUCGGAACUACAGCAGCAGCCUUCGUCGUCUGUGGAUGAUCCCUUUGUCAUGCAGAUGAACCACGCCGACAAGGAAAAAAUGCAGCAGCGGGAGCUUGAGAGGCAGCAGGUGAUGCAGGAAAAACUGAAGCAGCACAUCUUGCUGCAGCAACAGCAGCGGCAGCAGAGAGAACAACAGGACGCAGCGGAACAGAAUAGCGUCGCGGCUCAGCAAUCGCAACUCCGGGCACUGCAGCUUGCGAAAGAAAAAGCGCAGCAGAAGGCGUUGGAAACAGCGAGACAAGCAUAUGGCGUUCUCAACUGUUACAUUCUCAACUGUUACAUGAUUUGUAAUGCAAAACGAACAUCAAGACUCACAAGCUGAAGCUCCCUCGCAUGACAAAUUUUGGAGAACCUAAACAGCGCCUAAAUAUGUGCGGAAUUUGUAUAUGCUACAGGUGCAACCUCCCUGCUUGGACUUUUGCCGUUCUUGCAUUGCAAAUUCAUGUAACAAUUGAAAAUGUAACAUUUGAUAACUCCAUAAAGCACACUGGGAAAAUUUGCAGGAUGCGGAGGCAGCGAGGGACCACGAGCAGCCACUUCCACCAGCGGAAAAUACUAACCCAGCACUUGAAAUCGGCGUUGGGAAACCGAUCACGAACCCCACGCUCCCGGAAACCGCGAAAGAGAAGUGGUUGUCGGACCUGUUACAACACAAAACAAGCGGGGAUGAGAACCCGACCUUGCACUUGAAUGCCACGGGAAACGGUGCGGUUUUGGCGGGUGUUGGCGGCGGCGGGUUGAAGCAGGCUUCUUCUACUUCCUCGUCGUCGUUUCUGGCGACAUCCUCAUCUACUUCGAGCACCUUUGAAGAUGGUCAACAUGUCACAAACACGGCCGGGACAGGGACUGAUGAAACGAGUCAGGAUGGUGCAGCUCCAGACGAGAACGGAUUUCUCAUUGCGCCGGUGGUUAGUAGAAAGGAGGUAGCCGAUCCGGAAUUGGAAGACAGCGACCUGGACGUGUUGGUCGAAUCUCUGUCGUUUCUACAGGACGGCGUCGCAGAACACGGUAAUUCAGUAGCAGUACCGCAGCAGGAACAGCAACAGAAAAAUGUUGAACAUCACAAUCAGGAACCACAAAUAGAGCCUGCGAAACAAGACACUAGUAGUAGUACGGCGACUCGUGCUUCUUCGGCGGACGACGAAAUAAGCAGGACGACAACUUCUUCCUCUCGUCGCCACUCACAAGGCGCCGGUCGGGGGAAGGGACGGAAGGGCGUCGACUACCAGAAAGGCAAAGACUACAGCAGGAACAGCGGAAAAGAAGAAGGAGAUGAACACCACGCCAACAUCAAGGACCAAGAAAGCAAGCCUUUGGUGGAGUGGUACAAAGACGGAGCGACGAAUCUGAUCUGGUUUACCCAUGAAAAAACAGCCAUCCACAUCCAAUUUGUCAUGCAAAACACGUAUCAAGCCCAUCCUGUGUUUGUCAUGUAAAAAAUGGAUGGGGAUGGUUGUUUUUCUGUGGAUAUGGUUCAAGGACUGGACGAUCGCCCCCUUCCAAAGAAGCCCGUCUGCCGAUAGUACACACUUGAUCGAAACGUGGUGGGCCGGGAGUGCGGAGAGAAGAACGUGGACGAAGUUUGAGUACGACACGGUGACACAGGCGUUGUUCGAAAAGGAGACGGAGCCGGCGGUGUUUGGAGCUGAGGCUGAAGCAACAGGUGCAGCAGUAGAGCAAAACUACCAGCAGGGCACGACAAAGAAGUACAACCUCCGCGGCACGUCGAAGCUGAAAGCAAAAGCCGCUACAGCCAGUGUUGAAACUGUGGUCCCGCUCGAUGUUGACGAUGGUACUUUAAAAUCACCAGCAGAUCACGAAGAUGCUGCGCCAGAAGCAACAACAGCUGCAGCGGUGGUGUUACACUCCUCCACAACUAGUAAACCUCCCAUGGCAAACCACCAGACGACCACGACGCACAUGAACCUCCGGGGCAGCACCAAGAAGAUGCUGGAGGAGCAGACGAAAAAGCAGGAACUGCAAAACAAAAAUCUCAAGAAAUACGGCCAAGCACUAUUACAAUGAAAAAUACCCCCACCCCCAAAGUUGCAAUAACUUGUGAUGCAAAGUUUCCAAAUGAAAACUUUUUGCCAUGCAUGAAAGGACUAUGAAUCUUUCUGAUGCAGCACAGUCUAGGGGUAUAACGCAUCGCUUGCAUGACAAGCGCCGCUCUUGCUUGGAUCUUGCGCAGUACAAAUUUAUUCUAUUCACGAUUGGAAAUCUGUGAUGCUGAUAAAUGCAAGAGGGCGAAUGUUUCAUUUGCAAAGGUUUGCAAUGCAAAUGCCCCCAAGUUCGGGGGUGUGGGCAUUUUUCAUUGUAAUAAGCACAAGAACACGUUUUGACCGACGAAGCGACCAUGACCAUCUCUCCAAAGGAAGAAGACGUUGUUGAAGGAACAGACGGCGCACAGCUCAGGUUGCACGAUGAUCACCAACAUGUUGAAGAUCAUGAUUACCAUUACGAGAAAACAUACAUCCAACCUUUACAACAUGACUCUUCCACCUCCCACAAAGAUGGAGAAGGACACGAUGAGCAUGAGCACAUCUCCCUUUACGAAAAGUACGGCACGGAAGAGCUGCUCACGAUGGUGAUCUACUGCACGAUCUUGUUUCUCCUCGCGUACUUCUGUCUCCAGAAAAGGGAACAGACGAGACUGCAGGAGUUGCUGCAGAUGAAGAACUAUGCAUUGCAAGAAAAGUACUAUCGUGCUCGUACGUCUACGUAGUAAUCGCAUUCGCAAUCAUGCAUGACAGAUAUCAGUCAUUACCUUUUCCAGCAUGACAAACUCCACUUUUUUUGUGAGAAAAUUUGUAAUGCGAUCUGUAGUAGUCUACGAUAGAAUCAAUACUUUUGCAAUGCAUAAGAACCACCCGGGGAGGUACGCGGACGUCGGACUUGGUGGAGGGAGAGCUUCUGAUGAUAAGUUUCUUGCAGACGAGAGCCGCGGGAGGAGCAGAAAUGACUACAAGCUGCAUGACAAAGGAACUACGAGGACGAACAGCACGCGGCUCACCUGCGGGAACAUCAUGGAAACGAGUCUGAAUUUCUAUCAAAUGUAAAAAUGUCUGGGUCUGGAAGAAUCCAACUUGUCAUUCUGAUUUUGCAUUCUGAAAAAAUCUGUAUUGCAUGAGCAGCAAAGAGAGUCCAAGUUUUGCUACACGGAAAGAGCAUUUGUCAUGCGGUAUAGGCAUCAGGAAGCCCUCACAAGAUCUGUGAUGCUAGGGCAUGCAUCACAGGCAUCAGGAGUCAUGCAAAAUGUGCAUGACAAACCUGGCAAUCUUCCAGACCCAGACAUUUUUACACUUGAUAAUUUCCUCUGUGGGAAAACUCGAACUAGAUCUAAAGGAGAAGACGAAGACCCUCGGCAGCUGCGCCGGCAUGAGAGCAGAAGGAGAAAUCAUUCCUCCGUUGUUCGAGACCGCGGCGAUGAAGCAACAUCUCCUGCGCAAAACAAGAACUACAUGCAGUAUGCAAGAUCUAGAUCUUCCGCAUCACGGACGGGGCGGGGACCCGGCGGGCCGGUAUUGAAGAUGACCGGGAAGAGGAGCAAAAUGUGGCUGCAAUUUGAAGAAGACAAGCUUGAAUAUACUGAUCCGAAUCUCAUGAACACCAACCAGCGGGAUAAUCAGUACGGCGUCUGGUGCUACCAAGAAACCGAUUUUGCGCACCAUGCCGAUGCUCAUGCUGCUGGAAUAAACGAGAUCACCACGAUGGCGACCACGGGCAAAACGAAUGAAAGUUACUUACAACACCAGUGAACAAGACGUCGGGGCCGGCGCUGGGUAUGAUAAUUAUUGAGCGGUGGAGUUUCAGUGACUGAGUUUAGGAAGGGAAUUUACUUUUUUUCAAAACGGGGAAUUUACUUUUUUUCAACAAGAUGGCAAAAAGAAGAAGUAUUGCCACAACUUCCACUUUUUCCAAGAAAAAUUUGAACGCUAUGUACGGCUGUUGUAGGCUGUAUCGCCGAUAUUAUGCCAGAAUUAACCAAUCUUUCCAAAAUUACAUCCCUCUUGAAAGCUUCCGUUUGUCAAUAUUACACUUUUCUCUUCGCUCUUGAGAGCUUCCGUUUGUCAAUAUUACACGAAUCUUUCCAGAUAAGAUCACUGUUGAGAGCUUCCGUUUGUCAAUAUUUACACAAUAAAAGCAGGUACCAGCAGUACCAGCACGCACUGUCUUAAUCGUCAUUUCGUGAACUACUAUCGUUUCUCCACUUGAUUAUUUCAAAUAUUGUAUUGUUACCGGUAGUUUAAAAGUAUGAGAGUUUCCAUUUGAAAAUUUUAUGUCAGUCGUAUGUUAUCGCAACAUACCCUCCGAUGAACCAAAUUUUUUUAGACAAUGAGCAACUCUUUACCCUUGUACUACUUCUCAGUCACGACCUAAACGCGCUUGGCAGGCCCAAACCUCGCUGCAGCCGAGCCUUGUAUGAUACGAAAAGAAUACAGAUCUUCUACUUCUGUUAAAUGUUGAAAUUAAUGAACCACUUGCAAUUGCAAAGAACAAAGAUUGAAAAUUUCUGGUGCAGAACUAAUCAACAACUUAAGUACUCAGACCCUUGUCGUUGUUCAGGCAGACGCCACAGUUGGAG